CCCUGACAUUCACUUAUUCUCUCUAUCAGCCCCUCUCUAGGUCCUUCCACAAUGUCUAUCUCCAAUACCUUCAAAGUAGAAGAAACCAACUGUACUCCCUCUGGUUUCACUCUGACCCAAUCCACCACACCUUCAACCCAGUCUAGUGAGAGAAGAGGCAGAAGAAAGCAAGCAGAGCCAGGGAGAUUCCUUGGAGUGAGGCGUCGCCCUUGGGGUAGAUAUGCUGCAGAAAUCAGAGACCCAACAACCAAAGAGAGACACUGGCUUGGGACCUUUGACACUGCUCAUGAAGCAGCUCUUGCAUAUGACAGAGCUGCUCUCUCCAUGAAGGGAACCCAAGCAAGAACCAACUUCAUCUACUCUGAUAACACCACCUUUCACUCCCUCCUCACACCCUUCAAUGCACAAGCCUUCCUACAACCUUCACAGUUCCUUGCCAAUGCCAGUGAUAAUAAACCCAACACGUAUCAGACCCAUGUCCAAUCUGAUCAGGACAUGUGUAGCAUUCAAGGUUCCAGUACUGGGUCAGCCUCCAUUAGUGAUAAUAACUUCCUUUUCUCUUCUGAUUCUGGGUCAGGUUACUUAGAGAGUAUCAUUCCUGAUAGUUACUUGAAACCUGCAUCAAAACCCACAAAUGUAAGUGUCCAAGAUUGUAGUUUCAGCACUUGUUCUGAGACACACAACCCAAUCAUGGUCCCUUCUCCAGAAGUUCAAUCUUAUUGUAGCAACAACAACAACAACAACAACAACUCAGCUUCUUCAAUGGAUAACUUGAAUGGGACAGCAAAGGAUAUGAGUUUCAACUCCAAUAACUUCCCUUGCCUGGACGAGCUUAAUCAUGGGUUUUGGGGUUAUGGUCAGUCAUGGGAACCUGUCGCUGCAAUGGAGGAGAACCCUUUAAUGGUGGAAGAUGGGUGCAUUGGAGCUUCUUUCUACCCCUACAUUGACAGCCCAGGCUAUGGGUUCAUGCCUCAGGCUACUCCUGCAGAUACUUACUGUCCAUCACUUCCCUCUUGUAGUGAUGUAAUAGACUUGGGUUACUCUCUCUUUUGAGGACUUUUUGCAGCUCUUCUUUGAAGUAAGCUUUUUAGCAGUCCUCCCUUGUUUGCU
Molecule: messenger RNA, 1110 nt
Organism: Telopea speciosissima
Lineage: Eukaryota; Viridiplantae; Streptophyta; Magnoliopsida; Proteales; Proteaceae
Product: ethylene-responsive transcription factor ERF086-like
Exons: 1
Coding region: 52-1053 (333 amino acids)
Biological process (GO): regulation of DNA-templated transcription
Molecular function (GO): DNA-binding transcription factor activity; DNA binding
Source: RefSeq, a predicted model, not a curated record